This is a messenger RNA of Otolemur garnettii (small-eared galago), 684 nucleotides long. RefSeq names its product casein kappa (gene CSN3). The record is from RefSeq and is a predicted model, not a curated record. The coding region runs from base 1 to 684 and encodes 227 amino acids. Gene Ontology annotation, biological process: lactation; protein stabilization. The transcript is spliced from 3 exons. Gene Ontology annotation, cellular component: extracellular region. Lineage: Eukaryota; Metazoa; Chordata; Mammalia; Primates; Galagidae.
AUGAAGAAUUUUCUUCUAGUGGUGAAUGUCCUGGCAUUAACCCUGCCCUUUUUGGCUGCAGAGGUGCAAAACCAGGAAAAACCAGCAUGCCAUGAGAACAAUGAAAGAUUAUUCAAUCAGAAGACAGUUUCUUAUGAUCCAGUUUAUUAUAUGCUGAGUAGCUAUCCUCAUUAUGAGCCUUAUUUCUAUCGACACAGACUGGCUAUACUGAUUAACAGGCCAUACAUACCUUACACUUAUUAUGCAAAACCAGUUGUGCUUAAGCCACACGCUCAGGUUUCCCAGUGGCAAGCCCUGCCCAGUAUUCAUGCACCCACCAUGGCACGUGUCCCACACAGACCUGCAUCCUUCAUUGCCAUUCCACCAAGGAAAAUUCAGCAUAAAGCACCCAUCCCCACCACCCCCACCAUCACCACCACUGCAACUGCUGAACCUACACCAAUUCCUGCCACUGACCCAGCAGCAACCAGCGUGGUCACUCCAGAGACUUCCUCAGUGUCUGCAGUCACAAACACCCUGGAGGCUGCUGCAGUCACUGUCACUCCAGAGGCUUCCUCAGUGUCUGCUAUCACAAACACCCUGGAGGCUGCUGCAGUCACUGUCACUCCAGAGGCUUCCUCAGUGUCUGCUGUCACAAACACCCUGGAGGCUGCUGCAGUCACUGUCACUGCUAAUGUGGCCUGA